Molecule: messenger RNA, 801 nt
Organism: Penicillium concentricum
Lineage: Eukaryota; Fungi; Ascomycota; Eurotiomycetes; Eurotiales; Aspergillaceae
Product: oxidase ustYa family protein
Exons: 7
Coding region: 1-801 (266 amino acids)
Biological process (GO): mycotoxin biosynthetic process
Source: RefSeq, a predicted model, not a curated record
AUGUCUGAGGAGAGCCGACCUUUCAUCUCACAUGGCUCGAGGUCGCUAACAGAGAAAUCGGAGGAGUCGUCCGAGAAUUUGGUGAUUGGAUUCUACCAACGCAAGUCUCUGCGAAUUCUGCGCAUUACUUGUGUUCUGGAAUCAAUUGCUCUCAUUCUGCUGACAGCUGGACUCAUUCUUGCUUUUCAAAUGAGGUACUCAGAGUCAGAUUCAGAUCUUGAAUGCGCCCGAAAAGUAUCAGCAUACUCCCCUCUUCUUGGAGAACCUGACUUGAUCAAGUAUUCCGAGUACGACCUUCCACUAUACUUCAACGAGAAAACAGACUACCGUGGCCCCCCAACCCCCGAGAGGGAGGUAAUGUGGGAGAAACUGUGGCACCAGGGCGCAUUCGAGGUUCCUGAAGACAAGUUGGGCGUCAUGAACAAAUCACAUUCAGGCAGAACAUACAAACAUGUUCCACCGGAGGUGGGAACCGGAUAUGCGGCUCAGUUGGAAGUCCUUCAUCAGCUGCAUUGUGUGCACAUGCUCCGACAAUGGUCCUACAAAGAGCACUGGCUUGACCAAGGACUUGACUUACCGGGAAGUCUUUAUGGAGACCCCAAGCUCACGAGGAUGCAUCUAGAUCAUUGCAUCGAGGUUUUACGAGCAAACAUUAUGUGUACGUCUGAUGUGACGCCGAUUCUUAUAGAAUUAGAUCCAAAUGCGCCGUUCGGAGAGCGUGCCGAUUUCCGUUCAAAUCAUAAAUGCCGCAAUUUCUGGGAGAUUCGUCAAUGGGUUAUUGACCAUACUGCUAUUCCUUAA